Cokeromyces recurvatus is the source of this 1662-nucleotide messenger RNA. Its product is annotated as WD40-repeat-containing domain protein. NCBI's taxonomy places the organism in Eukaryota, Fungi, Mucoromycota, Mucoromycetes, Mucorales, Mucoraceae. Gene Ontology annotation, cellular component: endoplasmic reticulum membrane. The coding region runs from base 338 to 1297 and encodes 319 amino acids. Gene Ontology annotation, biological process: protein secretion. Gene Ontology annotation, molecular function: protein binding; GTPase activator activity; guanyl-nucleotide exchange factor activity. The record is from RefSeq and is a predicted model, not a curated record. The transcript is spliced from 8 exons.
UUUAUUUUAUUUUAUUUUAUUUUAUUUUAUUUUUUUCUUUUUUUUAAAUUACAUUAACGAUGAGUACAUUACAUCACUUAUUUACCAUAAAAAAAAAGUUGGCUUUCCAGUUUAUGGACUUGAUUUUACAGCUAAUGAUGUUUUAAUUGCUGGAGGUGGAGGUGGAGCUAAUCGUUCGGGUGUAAAGAAUAAUUUGGUAAACGUUUUUUUAUUUUCUCAACUUUGUAGUUAUGGACUUAUUAUUUUGGGCACAUAGAUUUCACUACAAAUUAAUGAAAAGAAUAAACAACUUGAACAAAUUAGUUCUUUACUCUUAUCAGAUAAAGAAGAUUGUCCAAUGUCAAUUGCUUGUCAUCCUAAUCUACCCGUAUUAAUUUCAGGUAUUAAUAGUUCUGAGGAAAAUAUCAAACAGGGUAUUAAUCUAAAUUGUCAAAUUUUUGAUAUUGAAAAUGGUCAAAUUCAAUUUAAAUCCAAGUUCUCUACAAGUACAUGUAGGAACCCUGAAGAGUAUCAGAAAAUAACUCGUUUUAGUCGUUCAGGAAAUUAUUUAGUAACAGGGAUUAGUGAUGGUAGGAUUUCUGUAUUAAAGAAAACAACCACUUCUACAACACAAUGGGAAUUAUGCUUUCCAUCAUUACGUUUUAUGAAUGUACAAGAUAUUGCUAUUGAUCAUCAUGAAGAGCAUGUAGCUAUAGCAGUUUCAUCCGCUUUAAUUAUCUUAUCUAUACAUGAUGGUACAAUUGUUCAAGUCAUUGAUAGCCCUAAAUUAAAUAAGCAUACUACUUGUGAAAUUCAUGCUUGUCGAUAUGGUUAUUCUAGUAAAAAUCAACAAGAGACAUUAUAUGCUGUCAUUAACCCGAUAUCAACAAGAGGAAAAGGAUUUAUUUGUGCAUGGAAGUUAAGAGAGAGUAGAUCAUAUCCAGUCAAUAAAGCAAAAACUGCAGGCAUUAGUAGAAAGAGUAUAACAACUUUCACUGUCAAUCCUACAGGUGAUAUUUUAGCUUAUGCAUCUACUGAUUUAAGUAUUGGUUUAGUUGAUGCUCAAACGUUAAAACCUAUUUUGAGAAUACCUAAAGCCCAUGGAUUUGCAAUUACAAACUUAUGUUUCAAUCCAUCAGGUAGAUACUUGGCGAGUGCUGGUGCAGAUAAUAAUUGUCGUGUCAUGAUUUUACCAGAAAGUAUAAACUUAACUCAUAAGAAAUAUCAAGCCUAUUUUAUUAUUGAAUCCAUAUUUAUGAUAUUGGAUAUGUUAUUAUUUGCUCUUUUAGUGCAUAUCAUUGUGCAAUGGACUUUAUAAUCUUAUUUAUGUACAAAAUAGUUAAAUAAUUGAGUGUGUUAUAUCCAUAUUAUUUAAUUACUCUAGUCAAUUCAAGUAUAACGGAGAAGGAGGUAACUCUCUUUCUCUCCUCUUUCUCUCUCUCUCUUUCUCCUUUUAAAGGGUAAGAGUGUAUGUGUAUGUGUAUGCGUAUGUGUGUCUGUGUCUGUGUUUUAAGUAAACUGCUUGAGAUUUGUUUGUUUGUUUGGAUACCUGCUGAGUCACUUUUCUUUGGAUGUUUAUGGAAAGGGGAUUUUUAACAGAACAAAUCAUUCAGUAAUAUAAUAUAAAUAACAAGACCUUUACCAUAUAAUAUGACUGAAUGGUAUUUUUUUUUUCUAUUAUUA